Molecule: messenger RNA, 1179 nt
Organism: Wallemia ichthyophaga EXF-994
Lineage: Eukaryota; Fungi; Basidiomycota; Wallemiomycetes; Wallemiales; Wallemiaceae
Product: Phosphoserine aminotransferase
Exons: 2
Coding region: 1-1179 (392 amino acids)
Biological process (GO): L-serine biosynthetic process
Cellular component (GO): cytoplasm
Molecular function (GO): O-phospho-L-serine:2-oxoglutarate transaminase activity; pyridoxal phosphate binding
Source: RefSeq, a predicted model, not a curated record
AUGCCAAAUCGUAACGACGUCGUAAAUUUCGCAGCAGGUCCAUCGACGCUGCCAACCGUAGUGCUUGAGAAAGCUGCUCAAGGUCUUCUCAACUACAAUGGCCUCGGUAUGGGCGUUGCUGAGAUUUCUCACCGCUCAAAGGAAUUCAAAGCAGUUAGCGAGAAGACUGUGAGCGAUUUCAAGACCCUAAUGGAUGUCCCAGAUACGCAUGAGGUUCUUCUUAUGCAGGGUGGCGGUAUGGGUGCCUUCUCCACCGUUGUACUCAAUUUGCUCGCUGCCUGGAAACUGCAGAACCCUGAAUCGAACGCUAAGACUACGUUAGAUUACAUCGUCACAGGCAGCUGGUCUAAUAAAGCGGCAGGCGAAGCUAAGAGAUUGACUCAAGGUACCGAUGUCUCCGUCAAUGUCGCUUUGGACGCACGCAAUCACAGCCAAGACGGCAAAUCAUUCUCCAAUAUCCCACCAGCUAACGAAUGGAAGUACUCAGAGAACCCAGCCUUUGUCUAUUACUGCGAUAAUGAAACGGUCAACGGAGUAGAGUUUGAUAAGAGCUUCCCAUAUGAUUCACUCCCACCAAACACAAAUCUCGUUGCGGAUGUUUCGUCAAACAUACUCUCUCGCAAGAUUGACGUGAGCAAGCAUGCUGUUGUUUACGGUGGUGCACAGAAGAAUGCGGGUAUCGCUGGUCUUACACUGGUGAUUGUCCGCAAGGAUCUCCUCGUAGACACAGACGCAGCUUUCAAUCUCGGCGGUAUCCCUCAAGUCCCACACCUGUGUGACUACAAACGUCACGCGGACAAUGAGAGUAUGUACAAUACACCACCUAUGUUCGCAAUCUACGUUUCAGGACUCACAUUUGAGCAUAUUUUGAACCACGGAGGCGUUGAUGAAUACUCAAAGCGCAGUGACAGAAAGAGUAGUAAACUCUAUCAAGUGAUUGACAACUCCAACGGGUUGUACAAACCAAAGGUAUCACCAGAAAGCAGGAGUCGAAUGAACGUUGUGUUUACUCUUCCAGAUGAGGAGACGGAGAAGAGAUACCUUAAUGAAGCUGACAAGUUGGGAUUGAAGAACCUCAAAGGACACAGAUCCGUUGGAGGAAUCAGAGCAUCGUUGUACAACGGCAUAACGGAAGAAGACGCAGAUAAGCUUAUAGAGAUGAUGAAGUCGUUCAAGUAG